AUGUGGCUGGCAUGGUGGCGUAUCUUGCCAGCCCUUUGGGGCCUUGCUCUAGGCGGGCUGGAAAAGGAACUGGAAGAAGAACGGGAGAGAUGGUGGAAUGCUGGGCACACCCAGGUGCAGUUGUGGGACCAUUCUUGGUUAACACCCCGACUCGUUUGUGGAUUUCGCUUCAUGCGCGUUCCCCGCGCAUCAAGCCUACAGGGAGGCAUCUUUCUACCAAUCGCGGGAAUGGGAAUGGGAGCAGAUGAGAUCCUGGCUGCAGCGAAUGCUAGUGGCUGGGCCAGUGGAGUUCCAAAGUUGGACUCAGAGGAAUCAGAGAAAUCAGAGAAGCUGAUGGUAUGGACAUUUGAUGGUACUGAGUUUCAGGAGCGUGCCCUGUCAUUCUACGCGGGCGGGAAGCCACCGAUGGAAGACGUCUGGCUCCUGAGCCUGAUGCUCGCGGUGCCUGCCUCCAAGAGGAACAACGUGCUGUCGGGCAGCCACAUGAUGGAACUUCAGUGUUCCGCCAUGGUGUUGCUGGCGAGCUACCUCUACGCAGAGUACAUGGCGCCCUUGGUGCCUCCGGCAGUUCUCCUGAAGUAUUUCCAGCAUACUUGGGAAGUGCACAGCCGGGAAGGUGCCACCGAGUCCGCCACGGAGAUGCUGUCGCACUUCAGCUCCUUCGCACCCUUGAACCUGGCCAUGGAACAGUUUCAAGACAUCCUGCAUGCCCGGCGAGAGGCUUACAGCUGCGCGGCUUUGGGAUUUCGAGUCUGCCCGAAGGCCGCCUUGGCGAAAGAGGCGAAAGAGGCGAAAGAGGUUCCCAUCAUCAGGCCACUCGUUGACGUGGUGAUUGUGAGGUGCCGCGAGGAUGUGAGCUGGGUCUUGGAUUGGCUGGCCAGAGUCCUGCGGGAUGAGUGGACCCCCGAAGUUGCAGGCGUGCAGAUACGGCUCCUGAUCUAUGAGAAGUGCUUCUCAACAGAGCCCUCAGAGCCCUCAGAGGACCCGGCUCCCUCUGAGCCUACUCCCAUGACUGGCCAGCAGCUCCUUGACCGGCUUCUGCAGUUGGGUGCGCUGCACUUAGGCAGCAUGGUCAUCGACCUUGCAGAGCCACUGGGCUUUGAAAACGUGGCGUACGUGCAUUACUGCAUGUCUGCGGAAUGGAGAGACUCGGACUUUGUGUUCUUUCUUCAUGGAUAUCCCUUUGACCACACAAACGAGAAGAUGAUUGACGACGUCUUGAGGUCAAUGGUGCAGGGCACAUACUCAGUACCUUUCGUGCACUUGAACAUCAAGCGCCUGCCGCGAAUUGCGGUGGAGCCCUGCCUUCAAGUGCUGAUCAGGCCAGCCCUGGAUGCCUGGCAUGGAGACCAGGUCGAACACUUCCCCUGUGAAUGCAUGGGACAGGGUGGUGGAAAGGCCUUCAUCCCGAGGUCGAGGGACACCAUUGUUCCAAGCCAGGAUCCUCUGUUGAAGGCAUCGCUGGCUUUGCCAGUCUCACGUAUUGUACAUGCAGAAAUCACCCGCGAUUUCGACAUCCUGCCCACGGUACUGGGAACUGGGUACUCUGGGGCUGUCUGUUUGGCAGAGCACAAAUCCUCAAAACGUCAGGUUGCUGUGAAGCAAUUCCGCAAACGACGCUUGAAAGAGCAUCGCCUUAAGAUGCUGAAGAGCGAGGUCGAAGUAUACCUGCGGCUCGAUCAUCCGAACAUCUGCCGGUUGUUGCAUGCUUACGAGGGCCAUCGUUACGUCUGGCUGGUCAUGGAGAUCUGUAGCUGUGAGCUCUACAGCCGGCUGUGUGAACGCAAGGUGUACUGUGAGGAGGAUGCCGCGGACGUCAUGCGGCAGAUGCUCCAGGCCAUCAAUUACUUGCACAGCCACAACAUUGUUCACCGUGACCUCAAGCUCGAGAACUGGAUGUAUGGGGCACCUACAUGUCAAGAUCAAGAUCGAAUCAAGCUCAUUGAUUUUGGCUUCUCCGAGAUAAUUGCUGAGGACACGACCCUGGACAUGCCAUGUGGGACACUACACUAUACGAGUCCAGAGGUUCUGAGCAGGAAGUAUACCAAGAAGUGUGAUCUCUGGAGUUGCGGUGUGAUUUGUUAUAUGCUUUUGAUGGGACGACCACCUUUCCGGGGCGCCAACAAUGCCCGGAUUGCGCGGGCAAUUUUGGAGGCCGACUUCCCCAAGGAGGGACGCUGGGAGUUUCUAUCGUGCUACGCGCAGGAUUUCGUGAUAAGGUUGCUUCAGAGGGACGUGCAAAGCAGGAUGUCCGCUGCGGCUGCCCUCGAGCAUCCGUGGCUGAAGUCUGGUGGGUGCAGCCCUUCACCCGAGAUUGGUGUCAGUGUCUUGCAGAGUCUUCGGACUUUUGCACAGGGCUCCCACUUGUGCAGAGCAGCGCUAACCAUUCUUGCUUACAGCUUGACCUCUACGGAGCUGGAAGGACUGGAGCAGACGUUUCUGGACUUUGAUCAGUCAGGGCGAGGAACCGUCACACUGGAGCAGCUGAGGGAUGCCAUGCAGGCUCGACUCGACGUUUCAUCAGCAGAGGUCAACAGGAUAUUCCAGCGUGUCGACUUCAUGCAAAAGGAAGAGAUCCAGUACACGCCCUUUGUGGCAGCGCUGUUGGCCACCAGGGUGAAGCUUCAUCAGGACAAGGUUCGCGAUGCGUUCGAUGCCUUCGACAUCGAGGGCAAAGGUUUCAUCACAGCGAGCUCGCUAGUACAAGUAUUCAAUAGUCAGCUCUGCGAGGGGACACGCCGAAGCUGUAUUUCCAAAGAAGAGGCAGAGCAGUGGGUUCGCGAAGUCGAUUUUAAGGGCAACGGGGUCAUUGACUACCCGUCCUUCCUGGCCGCCAUGAUGGGCAGAAGUUUGCGAGGCCUCCCUUCCUUGGAAGACCUGGCCGACCAGCCGACCAUCCGUGUCUUCGAGGAAAGCCCCACUGGCAGGCCGCGAGGAUUGACAGAGUCCUUCACUGCAGCGAGUACUUGCACCAUACGGUUGCGAGAAGCCAUUCUUGACAGUUGCGACACGGACUCUGCAAGCAGCGAGAAACGGGAAGGUCGGGGCCGUGCCAAGUCCUGUACUGGCAUGGAUGAAUGCUCUGAAAAAGUGCAAAUUCGUUUUCUAGCCUGUCAAGUGGACGAGCGCUACUUUUGUUGA
This is a messenger RNA of Symbiodinium natans, 3141 nucleotides long. NCBI's taxonomy places the organism in Eukaryota, Dinophyceae, Suessiales, Symbiodiniaceae. The record is from the annotation of a GenBank genome assembly.